CAGGAUCAACCAGCUGACUUGGCAGGCUUGACCAGGACGUGGGGAUGCCGACACGGGAUGAUAUUUGUCACAUGCAUGGCUUGCUGAAGAACCAUGCUGAGACAUUUGACAGGAUCAACCAUCUGACUUGGCAGGCUUGACCAGGCCUCAGUCUUGUGUGUAACACGGAGCAAAACUUUCAGUCAGGCGUGUUGCUGUGCGUGCUCACUUGUUGGUAUGGCAUGCUAUGAUGCUUUCCUUCGAGCUGUUGCAGGACGUGGGGAUGCCGACACGGGAUGAUAUUUGUCACAUGCAUGGCUUGCUGAAGAACCAUGCUGAGAUAUUUGACAGGAUCAACCAUCUGACUUGGCAGGCUUGACCAGGCCACAGUCUUGAGUGUGACAUGAAGCAACCGUUAGUGAAGUUGGUUGCUGUGCGUGCACACUUGUUUUUUUGGCAUGUGUUGGCAUUGUCACGCAUCGAAACCGUUUUGGGUGUUUGCCGGAUGCAUUAUCAACAGCAAGAAUUCUGAUUCUUUGGAGUGGCAAACUCGUCCAUGCCCUUUGAGAGUUCUGCACUGCAAUGAAUGCCAGCUUGCCAGAAGCAGAACAAUUCCUUUUGCAGAAGUAUAUAGCGCCCUUUGUGUUGCUUUUGGGGUAGGUCAUGACGAACCAUAUCCAACUAACAUGCAAGCUCCUCCGUGUUUCCAUGUUAUAAGACCUUCAAAUUCAAUGACCGAAAGUCACAUGGUUAAAUGCACGCCGGACUCUUUUUUUGUUGAAUUAGUUUCACCCUGAGGCUUUUAGACCAUUCUCCUGAUCAGUGUCCCAGUGAAAGAGUCCAAUGAGUGCUGUCCAUCUCGCACCUCAUGUGCUGUCCAUCUCCGUCUCCGUCCGUCUUCCGUCCGCGACGCGCAGUCUUCCGCACCGUUUCGUGCAUGUUUUAACUGAGGCUCAAGCACCGGAGCAUGAACACGCUUCUGAUGUGCCACAGUGGGUGAAAGAGCACGAGAACGCCUGCUACGCCGCGUACGCGAAGCAGCCACCGGCCUUCCACCGACCCCGAGCGGAGGCGUGGCGCUGGCGCGCCCGGAGAGACUUUGUCAUGCCAGCGGUCGUGGCACCGUUUGGCCGGCCCGAACUCGAAUGCUUCAAGGAUCGAAAAUUGGCCAUGGCCACACGCCGGAUCUUGGAAGUUGCCAGGCAAUUGGCAGAUUCAGAGAAGAUGACUUGGCAGCAGAAGAAGAAGAGGAGAAAGAGGUUGCUACCUGUGGAGGUUCCAGGCAAGGUCUACCAGCUCUUCAAGCAGGCAUUCAACACGUACAAGCAGAUGCAACCUUGGAUGAGCGAUACCAUGAAGUUGAUGCUCAUGCGGGAGAUCAUUUGCAGCGUGCUCUACGUCGAGGAUCAAUUCUCCGAUCCACUCUUUUGGCGUAAGGUGGCUAAACCUUUGCAAGUGAUUGGCGUCGUGGUGCAUUUGACCAUCCCAGAACUGCCCAGGGCCAAAGCUGCAGAAGGGACGCGAGAGCCUUCUCCCCGAAAGGACGUGAAAGGACGGCAGAGGAGGUCACGUCCCAUCGAAGAGGACCUUGGGCCUCCAUACUACGCCACCUACGAGGUGGAUGCAGUGGAGUUCUCCCAGGAUAGCAUUGCAAAACGCUUCACCUGCGGCCGCUUUUUGGAAGACACAGUGGAUGAUUUGUUUACGGGGAAGGUGGAGCAUCUGAACACCAAAGCCUUCCCGUUCAUGCUUCUACUGGCCGUGAAAGUGGGUGACCGCAUCAUCAGUCGAUGCAACCGGCGGCUUUGGGCACUACGAGAGCUGCAGCGGCUGAAGCGAAAGAAAGAUCCUGAUGCCAUUGUGGAUGUGAAAGUGAAAGUCCGUGACAUCCUCAAUGAGACGGUCAAGGCCGUGGUCGAAGCUCGUGCCCCGGCCCCGAUCCUCAGCGCCCGCCGGGGGGCCUCAGCGAAACCCGGACCGGACGGAUGGUGAGGACGGGGACGGGUAUAGGACGAUGGAAGAGGGUUUGGAUCGUGCGGGGCAGGUGGACGCGGUCUUUCUUGACGCAGAUUCAGGGUGGAGGUUGGGGAGGCGGAGAGGAGGUGGAAUGGUUCAAUCAUGGCGGAGUCCCUAGAUCAAACAGCUGGUAGUGACACUAUGUUUGUGUCAUUUUGUUAGUGUUUGUGUGUGUAUGAUGGGUAAACAACUGUUCAAACAGAAGGCGCCAAACGAUUGCGUUAAGGAUCAUGUUCACCAAGGGCCAUCAGAGCAAACUCUUGAUCCAAAAUCCAAAGAGUUCAACUGGGUUAAGCUGACGCAAUCAAGAAAUAGCAAGCAUGCAGGGCAUUGUGCAAUGCCAACUCAUUCAUGUGCUGAAUAUGACAGAAACCUUGGAGAUAGACAUGGACUUUGCCACCCCCGUUGCGAAGUUCCUCUCAAUCACCCAGCCCGGAUGGUCGUGGAGCCGAAGUCCAAGGGACAUGACUGCCAGCUCCGCUCUGUAUAUAUACAUAGUUACAUCCAUCCAUCCACUCACUCACCCAUACAUACGUACAUACCUACGUACAUACAUACGUACAUACAUACACUCACUCACACACACACACACCCGGGUGUAAAUACAUGAUGUACUGUAGUCUGUGAGGGGGGAAAAGUUCAGAUCAUGAACUGAAUUGGGAUGUCAGCGGAAGUGAUCCCAGAUCCUGAGCGAGGCGACGCGGUAAGUGAUGGGGCGAGACCACGCGGUGUUCCAUGAAAGCAGUCCCACUGCAUGUUAUACCGUAAAUAGAUAUACUAAAAUGCUGUAUGCAUACUGAAAACUGUGAAAAAGAUCAUAUAUCACCUUUGCUUGAAAUAUGUGGGUUUCAUUCUGCCUCUUGGGCACGCGCGCGAGGGCUGAGAGACGGGCUGAAAGACGAGGAAGACAUUCAGGAUGACGGCUUUGAGGCUUUGUUCCAACACGCAGACGCUCCGGACCGCACAGAGGAUGUUGCGGACCGCACGGAGGGCGGAAGCGGCCGCCCACGAAAGCGGCAGCGCAUCGCCCCUGGUGAAGAUUGAGCAGCUUCCCGCAGGCCCACGUGGAUGUGGAUGUCACCGACCUCCGUUGCUCUCCGCUGCGCGAAAGCCCGUCGCCCGGACUCCCCCACGAUGACGAUGAGUGGCUAGAAGACGUGUACGGGGCGGUGCGUGGCGUGGCUUCCCAGUGAUCUUGCCAACGAGUGACUUCGCUGGUUGAUAAAUGAAAUCUUACUCUAUAACGAUAAUAGAAAAC
Molecule: messenger RNA, 3253 nt
Organism: Durusdinium trenchii
Lineage: Eukaryota; Dinophyceae; Suessiales; Symbiodiniaceae
Source: the annotation of a GenBank genome assembly